Molecule: messenger RNA, 2778 nt
Organism: Eufriesea mexicana
Lineage: Eukaryota; Metazoa; Arthropoda; Insecta; Hymenoptera; Apidae
Product: inactive rhomboid protein 1
Exons: 13
Coding region: 58-2775 (905 amino acids)
Biological process (GO): regulation of epidermal growth factor receptor signaling pathway; regulation of protein secretion
Cellular component (GO): endoplasmic reticulum membrane
Molecular function (GO): serine-type endopeptidase activity
Source: RefSeq, a predicted model, not a curated record
CCUAUACUCCAUCCAACGAUGCGUUCCUAGCUUCCUCUUGCUUGCCCCGCCAACAAAAUGCAACCAUCAGCAGUAUCCGGCACAACCGGCACGUCCACGGUUUCUUCGAAUGCCGCCGAUGGAGAAAAUGGCCAAAGCAUCGGCUUGUACCCGGUGGGAAGCGUGGGUCCAACACCAACGAACCCGACCACAGCUACACCUAUCACCACCACGGCAACGAUAUCGCUGCCCAAUCCUGGAACCGUUGCUGGGACAGCAACGGGGCCCAACAUCACCAGGAGCGUGUCAGCGCCCACUGCACCCAGGCCUGUUAUCCAGGUGGCAGGCUCUUCCAGCAACUCCAGCACCCAGAAACCCAGAUUGAGGAGGACCAUAAGUCGCACGGAGGCCAUCAGGAACUACAUCAGACGCGAAACAGCGCAAUUCUUCGGCGUGGACGAGGAGUCCGAGGCUGUGGAGAGACAAAGAUGGCUGGAUCGGAGACGGAGGAUGGCAUCGAGGAAAUACGGUGCCCUUGUUCCGGAACACAGACCACCGGAUCCUGAUAUUACGAGGGACGUGCCGGAUACUACGGAUGUGCCAGAGGGUGUCGUAUUGAGAAGAUGGCAGCAACCGGUCAGACGAAAAGAUUCAGUGGCCAGGAUGACGCUGUCUGGACUCCAUUACGUCGUCGAGUCCCUGACGAGACAACGGCCCCGAGAGGGAUCGCAAACCAGACCCGAGUCACGAAGCUUUCCACCGAGCGUAAUUGCGUAUAUGUCGAGGUCAGAGGUGGCGUCGUCCCCGGAAAACGGCCAGGACGAGGAAGAAUCCUUCUUCGAGAGGCCUCCACCACCCCCGCCGCCGCUCCCGCCACCGCUCCCGCCGCCACCUUCGCAACAGUCGCAGUCUCAAAUCGAUCAGGGCAUCGGUGGCUUGGCGAAAGACGAGGAAGACAGCGCGAAAGUUGCCGACCUGCUCGAUUCCGCGGGCGACAGAGACACGUCCGAGGAAUUGGUCAGGUUUACACCGCAAAAGGACGAAAGAACGACGAUCGAUGGGCAGGUCAGAAGACCUCGUCACAUCUCGAGGGACCAUUACAUUUCAAGAAAAACGAGUUGGAGCAGGUCGAGGUACGAUAGCCCGUUGGCUGAGGGUACGAGGGUGCAGCAGGACGAGGGGGUGACUCUUAGAAGGGAUUUAACCGGUGCCACGAGAAUUUCUCCGAGUACCAUCGACCGAAUAUUCGACAACAGUAACAGGCGGCAGUACGGCAUGGGAAUUGUUGGAAGAUUCUUGGGGAGAUCUUUUCGGAAAAGCGUGUCACAGAAACCAGACGUCAGAAGGCAGCUGGACGACUUCGAAGAUCAUCGUCCAUAUUUCACGUAUUGGAUCACCACCGUGCAAGUUCUUAUACUGAUAAUAUCGUUAGCGUGUUACGGUUUUGGACCUGUGGGCAUGGAUCUUAGUCACAGAUCAGGCUUGGUUCUCGUGACCAGCCUAUCGUUGCAACAAGUGGACUACCAGGAACCAGCGAAUUUCUGGUUUGGUCCCAGGGCCGCGGACUUGAUUCAUCUGGGCGCGAAGUUUGCACCGUGUAUGCGCCGCGAUAUCAAAAUCCUGAAGGAGAUCGACGUCUGGCGGGAAAGGGAGCGGGACACCGCCUGCUGCAUCAGAAACGACGACUCUGGCUGCGUGCAGUCCAGCAAAGCUGAUUGCUCUAAUACGAUAUCUACCUGGAAGAAGUGGGGACCUGGGGACAGUGGACCAGGAGGACGCAUAAGUGGAUCGGUUUGCGGGUUGGACCCGAAGUUUUGCGAUGCUCCUGCUAGCAUAGCUCCGUACGAGUGGCCAGAUGACAUCACCAAGUGGCCCAUCUGUCGGAAAACCAAUCCGUUUAAUCAGCGAUUUAGUAGAAACGGCAGCCAACGGAGCAAUGGAAACUUCCCGGUCGGCCGAUACAAGGAUAAGAUGGCGGAACAUAUGGUGUGCGAGGUGAUCGGGCAUCCCUGUUGCAUCGGUAUCCAUGGGAUGUGUCGUAUUACCACGAAAGAAUACUGUGAUUUCGUACACGGCUACUUCCACGAGGAGGCGUCCCUCUGUUCUCAGGUCGAGUGUUUACACGACGUCUGCGGCAUGAUACCCUUUCUUCAUCCCGAGUGGCCAGAUCAGUUCUAUAGGCUCUUUACUACCAUGUUUCUUCACGCUGGAAUUCUUCAUCUGUUUAUCACGCUACUGAUUCAGUAUUUCUUGAUGCGGGACUUGGAGAAGCUGACAGGCUCGCUGCGUAUCGCUUUGAUUUACUUCAUCGGCGCACUAGCUGGAAACCUGGCCAGUGCGAUAUUCGUUCCUUACAGAGCAGAGGUGGGACCAGCAGGCGCGCACUUCGCCCUUCUCGCAACCCUGAUCGUCGAGGUGCUGCACUGUUGGCCAAUGUUGAAGCACCCACGGCGAACCCAGUCUAAGUUGAUCAUGGUCCUCGUAGGCUUACUAAUCCUCGGUAUCCUUCCAUGGGUCGACAACUACGCCCAUCUGUUCGGUUUCAUCUUCGGAUUCCUCGCUGCGUACGCGCUGAUGCCUUUCAUCUCGUUCGGCCACUACGAUCGUCGUCGCAAGAUCUGGCUGAUCUGGAUCUGCCUGAUCCUCAUCGUGGUUCUGUUUACGCUGCUUCUAGCCCUGUUCUACAACGUACCGAUGUACGAGUGCGAGGUGUGCAAGCUGUUCAACUGUAUCCCAUUUACUCGAGACUUUUGCGCCUCGCAGAACAUCAACUUCAAACGGGAGGAGCCCGUAUGACAC